CAACAGAGUGAAACUCCCACAAGCUUUGUCACUUGCGACAGCCUUAGAGAUCCUAUUUGUAUUAUUUUUAUACCAUUAGUUUAAUACACAUCAGUGUUUAAAAUUUAUAUUUUUUUACUGGAAGCAUAAAUGAUCUCAUCUUCAGAUGUAUCUAUGGAAAGGCACUGAGUCUGGCUAUAAAACUGCUCCUGACUGUAAGUCCAAUGUAUAGAACUUUGCUGCUAAAUAUUGUUCAUCACCAGCCCUGGGAUUUCUGUUCAAAAUGAAUGACUAUUUGAGAUGCCCAAGCUGCAACAUGACUUUUAAGUCAUCUUUCUUACUGGAAAAACAUAGAGAAAAGUUCUGUAUUGGCGGAGACAUUGGACGGGCAAGGCAAACACAGACACCAGAGGAAAUGGUUAACAGGUUUUAUUCAAGAAGAAAACCUGUAGAACAACUGAGGACUCAUAAAAUGAAUGAAACAUUGGAAGAGAAGACAAUGAAAGUCACUGAAAAUCCCACAGAGGAACCCAGCAGGACCAAAGAGCAUGAAGCACAACUGCGUUAUCUUUCAGAAGCUCACAGGCAUCAAAUAAAUGAAAUUAUGACUCAAAAUAAUAUUCUAGAAAAACAACGCGAUGAUAUCGUGCAGAGACUGAAUGAAAUAACAGCUCAGAGCAAAAAUACAAGCUACCUUGACAAAAUGUUAAAGCAUUUAACUGCUCAAGAACAAAAGAAUGAACUUCUCUUAGCAGCCAUGAAACAACAAAUUGACAUGCUGCAAAUGGAGUCCAUGAAGAGAAGAAAUAAGAGCAGACAAAGUGAAACACCAUCCUCUCGAAAAGCAGAAAAAGCACAGCCAUCUUUUCAUCCAACCUACAUCCCCCUUUAUGGAAAUGGCAGCCUAUGCACAGAAAUCAGUGCUUUACGACUGACUUACAUACAGAGUGGGGGAAAUGAUCAACUGAUUUUGGCUCACCUGCAGGACCUAUUAACUGAAGCACAAGUGUUGGAGCAGAAAGAAAAACGCCUACGAACUGUCAGAAAGAGAAACAAAAAAGGCUAUGGGAAUCCAAACCUGCACCUGAAUGAUAAGCUAAUUAAUCUGGAAAUGGAAAAUCAACAACUGGAAGAUCACAUUUUCAAACUUCAGCUUCAAAGGCAAAGGAAUAUACGACUUCCCAAGACAUCAGUUAGAGAAGUGGAGAAAAGCUCACAGUUCCCAUGGUUCGUGAAAGAGCAUACGCACAAAAACCUAAAGGCCCUAAAUGCAGAAAUGGAAGUUCUAAAACAAGAUUUAGAAAUACAGAGACUAAAAAAGCGAAUAAAGACAGCUGGAAUGCAGCGUGCCAAUCGUCUAAUAUCUGCAUUCCCCCAUAUGGAAGGACAAAAGCCAGUGACAUUAAAUUAUGUGAAAAAUGCAUUAGACUAUGACAAUGAGUUGGAGCCUGCUCCCUACGAUCCGAUUUCUGGCUUUGUUGUAUUUUAUGACUUUCUCCUUGGGCUUGAUCCAUCUUACCGGGUAUGCCGAUUAGCGGUGAGCCUUUGUAGUGGUGGACUGGAGGUUGGAAGUUCUUCAUCCCUACCCCCUGUCUAUUGUGGAGCUGCUCUGUCCACAUUCCAUGACAACAAAAGGCAGAACACAGCUGUUUUAGCCACAAAACAGGCUGUGCCCCGGCUGAGACCCUCACCAACUACUUCACUGAUAAUGGAGCUUCAGGCAUCUGGAGGAUAUGAUCCCUAUGGCCAUGAAGUGAGCCAAUUAAUCCCCAGAGGAUGGGUUAAAAUUGAUAUUUUUGAUCAACAAAACAGAGUGAUAAGUGGUCAAUGGAAAGUUCCAAUUCGCAUCCUUCCAGUCAAACCUUCCCUGACAACAGGAGCGCUAAAUGCUGUACCACAGUUAGAAUAUGCUGAACUGUAUAUCCGCCUUGUCAAUGCAAGAGACGCUGACACACAAAGUGCAUUGCCUAUUGACAUCAAGAAUGCCAUGAUCUACAAGUACCCGCCUUUGACUGCAGCAUAUAAUUUUCCAGAAGACACCAUGUUUCCAUCUACAUAUUACCCAUCAUACUUUUUGCCAAAUAUGCAACAUACACAUGGAGAUGAGGAUUCCCCACCUUCAAGACGAAGAAUCAUGACACAAUAGUAUUUUGUAAAAAAAAAAAAUGAACCAAAAAAGACUUCCAAAACCAAUUGUGAUUUUUUUUGUUCACAAUAAAUGUUUACAUUUUAUUGAAGUGAUUAAUAUUAGGUUGAGCUGGUCCUUUUAUCAUGAAAAUGUAUACAAGGGGGGAUCUUAGAUUGAUGUUCAAUACAUAUUAAAGCAGAAGGAAAGCUACUGAUGCAGUUUCUUCCAAAUAGAUUAGUCACAACAGGGCAAGCUAGAACACUAUUUAUUCUAUAGAAUGCUUUACCAUACCUGAGUAAACAGCACUAAAAGCUCUCUGUGUUUGUUUAAGAAAGCAGCUGCCAUAUUGCUUGGUCUAAUGUAACUUCCAUAUCCUUCUGCAUGUGUCUCUAGCUGGCUCCUAGCUCUUAGUUCAGAUUACAGCAGGGAGAGAAGGAGGGAGAUGGAGGGGGAGAGGGAGAGAGGAGCAAGCUGAGCAGACUCACAUCUGUGCCCUGUAGGUUUGAGCUGAGGGAAGGAAAUCUGAUACCGAAGCCCAUGUGUAAACAAUAGAAGCAAAGGAAUGCUGGGUUUCUUUGCAAAGAGGACUCAGAGCAGCAUUUUAUCUGACAUUGGUCAAAAAAACAUGAAAUUUAUCCAUUGUCCAAUUGUUUGCAGGGCCAAGCAGGCAGCUACCCACAGUUUUCCUUCUUCAGCUAGAUGAUUUCGCUUGAAAUGGUCAUUGCAUACUUUUAAACUUUUUGUUUCAAGAUGAGCUUGGUUGUACAAUAAUGAAAAGAUCUUUUAAAAAUCUAUACAAGUAUGGCUACCUUAAAGGUGCCCAUAAACUCACCGAUUUUAUCAUAUGAUAAUCGGUAAGUGUAUGGUGGGAGACAAGGUGCUAUUGGCAAAGGCCUUGGAUAUCGGCUGUCUUGCUGAUCAGGCAGUUUAGAAAAUUUUGAUUGGGUGUCUUUGAAGGCGCAUUGGCCAGCAUUCUUCCAUGUUUCUCCAGUUCAGGCUAGCAGAAAGUGCAUCACGCAUUAAAGAGAAGGUUUUACAUACUGUAUAUGGUCGUUGCUCCUGAUUCUUAUAUUUAAGCAAAAGUGGACCUGCAAUAUUAUUAUGGGCAUGAAAACAGUAGAUCUGGUUAAAUGUUGAUACGUAUAUUACUAUAUUAUGUACAUUUGUGUUACUUUUAUCCCAUAGCCUUUGGUGCUGGAUGGGAGAUCAACAAUUUUUCCCUGUGCAAAAUCAUUACACUUAUUCAGUGGCCUGUUUUGUAGCAAAUACAGAUUUUUUUUGCCUGGCGUACAUAUUUAAACCCAUUAAUUGGUAGAUCAUAGAAAUAUAUUUACUUUCUAUUUGUAUUUGACAUUAUACACUGCAUUGCUGGUAAAAAAAAAACACGGCAAAUUGGGUCUGAAAAUUGCACUUUGCACUUUGUAAGUAACUGACCCUUCUAACCUUAAAACUGUCUGCAUUUGCCAAAACAGAGAACUGCAGGGUAUGCAACAAAUGAAACAACUCAGCGGUUUUCAUAGUAUAUUGGAAAAGGUGUAUCUUUUAUGUAGGAAGUGCAUU
Xenopus tropicalis (tropical clawed frog) is the source of this 3667-nucleotide messenger RNA. It is a transcript of the gene ccdc17l, whose product is annotated as coiled-coil domain-containing protein 17 like. The record is from RefSeq and is a predicted model, not a curated record. The transcript has 13 exons. The coding region runs from base 263 to 2125 and encodes 620 amino acids. Lineage: Eukaryota; Metazoa; Chordata; Amphibia; Anura; Pipidae.